AUCGAACAGCAAAAAUGUACACCGUUAGCAGCGGAAUGGAGUGGCUACGAAUCGUUUCCUGCCUUCUAGUGACCUUCACGAUAUUACCGAUUCAACAGAGCUAUGGUCAACUGACGCUUGAACAGAUGCGAAUCGUGUCGACACGUACGAAUGAAUCCCACUUCGACAGCAUGCUCAAAAGCAUCCUCAAACCCCGAAUCGUUGGAACAGCCACACACAGUGAGGUCAAGCGCAGUAUCAUCCAGGAGCUCAAAACUCUUGGCUUCACCGUGGAGCUGGACGAGUUCAACCAGAAGGCACCGCAUUUUGGAAUGCUAAAAUUUACCAACAUCGUGGGCAAACUGAAUCCGGAUGCGGACAAAUAUCUAGCCCUCGCCUGUCACUACGAUAGUAAAUACUUUCGCGAGCACGCAUUCGUUGGUGCGGUCGAUUCUGCCGUCCCCUGUGCAAUGAUGCUGAAUUUAGCGAAAACUACCGAAUCAGCACUGAAGCUGCUGCGCAACAAUACCGACCUAAGCUUGAUGUUGCUGUUCUUCGAUGGGGAGGAAGCCUUCCGCAAGUGGUCCGCAACUGAUUCGCUGUACGGUUCGAAACAUUUGGCCACCAAAUGGACUACCGCACCGUACGUUUCGAAGGCUUUGGGCAAAUCGAUGCGUGAAAUCGAUCGCGUCCAGUUGCUGGUGCUGUUGGAUUUGAUUGGCAGUGAGAAUCCAAAGUUCUACAACUUCUUUCCCAACACACGCAACUACCAGCGACGGUUAAGUAAGAUCGAGAACACACUUCGGCAGAACAAACUUCUGGUGAAGGAUCCGAAGAGCAGCGAGAUGUUUCUCGAUCAAACGUUGUACAAUCGGAUCGAAGACGAUCAUCUUCCUUUCCUGAAGAGAAACAUCCCAGUGCUACAUUUGAUUCCCGUUCCGUUUCCCAAACACUGGCACAAACCGGAAGACAACGAAGCUAACCUGAGCCGGCCUACGAUCAAGAACGUUAACGCUAUUUUACGAAUAUUUAUGCUAGAACAUUUAACGUUUUGCAACAGCAAAUAUGGACGUUCGGUGCAAACAUGCUUGCAGUAAUAAUAGUGCGU
Molecule: messenger RNA, 1087 nt
Organism: Anopheles maculipalpis
Lineage: Eukaryota; Metazoa; Arthropoda; Insecta; Diptera; Culicidae
Product: glutaminyl-peptide cyclotransferase-like
Exons: 3
Coding region: 15-1076 (353 amino acids)
Molecular function (GO): zinc ion binding; glutaminyl-peptide cyclotransferase activity
Source: RefSeq, a predicted model, not a curated record